AUGGAGAACGACACCACCGCCACUACCACCGUCAACAACGGCUCCGUCAACACGACCAAACUAGGUUCUGGCGGCGGCGGCGGAGGAAUCAAAUCCAAUAACCAUAUCAACGAAGAAGAACAUUCCAAUUUGAACGGCGAGGAAAACAUACCAGAAAAAAUGGAAGAGAAAGAAGAAGAAGAAGACAAAGGGGAACAACAACAACCUACUGGAUCUGAAACCGCCGCGCAACAACCUUCAAGAACGCCUUUCACUAAUCUCAGCCAAGUCGAUGCUGACCUCGCCCUUGCUCGAACUCUUCAAGAGCAGGAAAGGGCAUACAUGAUGCUGAGGAUGAAUAAUGAUGGAAGUGACUAUGGAAGUUGGGAAGGUGGGAGUUAUUUGCAUGAGGAUGGAGAUGAUUUUGAUGAUCUGCAUGAUGGCACUGAUGUAGAUGAGGACGAGGAGGAUGAGGAUGACGAUAAUGAGGAGGAAUAUGAAGAUGAAGACGUAUUUGAUGUUCAUGCUCAUGCUAGUGCUGGAGAACAUGAUAAUGCCACUAUUGAAUUUGACCCAGAGCUGUUUUCAAAUGAUGAAGCCUAUGCAAGAGCAUUACAGGAGGCUGAAGAGAGGGAGAUGGCAGCUAGACUGUUGGCACUUGCUGGGAUACAUGAUCUUUCGUUUUCAAUUACAGAGGAUGCUGAGGACAUGGAGGAGCAUGGUACUAAUUCUCAGGAUGCUUGGGAGGAUGUUGAUCCAGAUGAACUUUCAUAUGAGGAACUCCUGGCAUUGGGUGAGGUAGUAGGAACUGAGAGCAGAGGCCUUUCGACUGAUACUAUUGCCUGUUUACCUUCAGUCAACUAUAAGACGGGGAGUGAUCAGCAUGGGAGCAAUGAUUCGUGUGUCAUUUGCCGGGUGGACUAUGAGGAUGAUGAGUCCUUGACAGUUCUUUCCUGCAAACAUCUGUACCAUCCCGAGUGCAUUAACAACUGGCUGAAAAUAAAUAAGGUUUGCCCUGUCUGCAGUACAGAGGUCUCUGCUUCUGGAAGCAACUUGUAG
Molecule: messenger RNA, 1038 nt
Organism: Lathyrus sativus (Indian pea)
Lineage: Eukaryota; Viridiplantae; Streptophyta; Magnoliopsida; Fabales; Fabaceae
Source: the annotation of a GenBank genome assembly